Messenger RNA from Penaeus monodon (black tiger shrimp), 2563 nucleotides. Its product is annotated as proprotein convertase subtilisin/kexin type 4-like. Gene Ontology annotation, molecular function: serine-type endopeptidase activity. NCBI's taxonomy places the organism in Eukaryota, Metazoa, Arthropoda, Malacostraca, Decapoda, Penaeidae. The record is from RefSeq and is a predicted model, not a curated record. Gene Ontology annotation, biological process: protein processing. Gene Ontology annotation, cellular component: Golgi membrane; trans-Golgi network.
GGGGGAUGCUAGUAUCAGUGGCACUGUGGCACUGUGAGGGUGACAAGAAGUCCUGAAACAGUGACUAACGAAUAUAGGGUGUUUUAAAAGGGAGGUUAGGUGUGGCACCAAGAUGGCUCACGGAUAAGGCAGCAUGGCCCUCCUUCUCUACGCCAGCCUGGCACUGUGGGCGGUGCCAGUCCAGGCUCACAGCCAAUACCGCGACUUCCACCAAGACCCGACUUUCUAUGUCAACCGGAAUAACUUCUCAACUUCUCGAUUUUAUUCGAGCCAACAGCAUGCAGGCGUCGAGGCUCUAUCGCGCCACCUGGCACUCGAGAUCGACGCUGAGGAGGGCCACGCGAGGGAGCUAGCGGCGAAGUAUGGGUUACAUUACGUCUCGAAGGUGUUCGAAAACCCAUCAGUGUACCAUUUCCACAGGCCUUCGGGGAGACAGAAACGGUCUCUAAAUAACUCGGCUCUGCUAAGUGCACUCGCAAAGGAACCUGGGGUACGGUGGGUAGACCAACAGAAAUCGCUCGUAAGGGUGAAGAGACCCGCACUCUACGACCUCACUUCACGUACCCAGACACACACUCUAAAAAGCCUCGCGAAAGUGCUCGGGAGACGCAGAGAGGCGAGAGCACGAGAGGAAUCCAGUCUUCUGUCUAAGGAGAGAGAUUUUUGGAUUCAAGAAGAUGAGGAUAGUGUGGAUAGAUCGAGUACGAGGGCGGGGAUAGCCGUGCGACUGCCGGGGAGUUAUGCGAGACCGUAUCGAGGUGGAUAUGGUGGGGGUCUGAGGUCCUAUGGGAAGCGUGGAUAUCAGGGGGAUUUUGGAUAUAGGGAUUUGGAUUCGCAGCCUCUCUCUGCAGCGGAAAGUGAGGAGGACGCUGUGCGAAUCCAAAGCAUGAGUGGAUUGGAGGAUCUGGCCGGCACAGGACUGGAUUUCAACGACCCUUACUUCAAGGAUCAGUGGUAUUUGCACAACACGGGCCAGCUGGGUCGUCCCGGCUACGACCUGAACGUGAUCGGGGCGUGGCGUCGCGGAUACACAGGUCGUGGGGUCGUUCUUUCCGUUCUCGACGACGGGAUUCAGGCCAAGAACGCAGACAUCGCUGAGAACUACGCCAAGGACAUCAGUUACUCGGUGAUUCGCGACGGGCGGGACCUGCGCGACGCCAACCCGCGCCUCGACCCCGCCUUCUCCAACUCGCACGGCACCUACUGCGCCGCCGCCAUCGCCGCCGUCUCCAACAACGAGGUGUGCGGCGUCGGGGUGGCCUACGACGCCAAAGUGGGAGGAGUCCGGUUGGUCGACGGCUCAGUCACGGACAUCCAGGAGGCGACGGCGCUCUCUCGCAACGUGGAGGCCGUGGGAGUCUUCAGCGCCUCCUGGGGGCCUACUGACGACGGCACCAAGGCCGAGGGCCCGGGGCGGCUCGGCAAGCAGGCCUUCCGACGCGGGGUGCUGGAGGGUCGAGACGGCAAGGGCGUGAUCUACGUGUGGGCGUCUGGAAACGGAGGACUAGAGGAUGAUAACUGUAAUCUGGAUGGUUACGUGUCCUCUAUCUAUACGCUGUCCGUGUCGGCACUCACUGACACGGGCGCCUCUGUCUUCUACGGGGAGCCUUGUGCCUCGACGCUUGCGGGCGUGUUCGUGGGCGGGGAGCAUACGUUGGAGGAGGCGCUGCAGAAGAGGAGCAGAAAUCAGGAGGAUAUCCAUUUGGUUGUCCCCGAGUUGGACGGCCACUGCAGCAGCUCCUUCCAAGGUUCCUCGGCCGCUGCGCCUCUCAUGGCAGGGGUGGUGGCCCUUGUGCUUCAGGCCAACCCCUCCCUGACCUGGCGCGACGUGCAGCACCUGGUGGUCCGCGCGGCGCGUCCCACUCGAGAAGCAGCUGAGGAGGGCGGCUGGGAGACCAAUGCUCUGGGGAGGCGCUUCCAUCUCAAGCAGGGCUACGGAGCAGUAGACGCAGGCAGACUAGUUGAAAGUGCUCUCACCUGGGAAAAUGCUGGGCCUCAGAAACGCAGUACGAUAAAGAUGUUCGAUGGUUACAGGCCGAUCCCUUCCAAUGACUGGCUCAACGUAACAGGAAAACUCGAGCCAUCGAACGCCAUGACGGAGGUGGAACAUGUGGUGGCCAACAUAACGCUGUCUCAUAAGCAGAGGGGGAUGUUGAGGAUUUACAUCGUUUCACCGUCAGGCACCACGUCACAGGUAUUGACCCACCGCCUGCAAGAUGAAAGCACGUCAGGCUUCACUCACUGGCCCUUCAUGUCAGUUCACUUCUGGGGCGAAAACCCUCAAGGCCUCUGGACUGUGGCGAUCAAGGACGACUCGGGACGCAAAGGAAGUCUGAGAAAAGUGGAUUUCGUGGUCUUUGGCACGUGUUGACAGGGUGUGUGAAGGUGGUGACGUUUUGAUGUCUUGCGAGAAGUCGGUGAUUGCAAUGAGUUAGUUGUGGUCUUUUUUUUAUUAUUAAGUUAUUCGUUUUUUUUUCUGCUUUUUCUCUUUUCUUUUCUUUUCUUCUUUUUUUUCUUUUGCUGCUUCUCUUUUUCUUUUUCUUAUUUUCUUCUUCUUCUUCUU